Molecule: messenger RNA, 885 nt
Organism: Ruditapes philippinarum (Manila clam)
Lineage: Eukaryota; Metazoa; Mollusca; Bivalvia; Venerida; Veneridae
Exons: 3
Coding region: 69-422 (117 amino acids)
Source: RefSeq, a predicted model, not a curated record
CAAUCAAAGUAGUUUAAACAGGAAGCAUUGUUUUCGUACUCAGUUGUAACUAAACUUUCACGGUGUUCAUGAUACAAAAAAAAAUGCAUCACGUAUCUUUUUGGUAUUUCAGGCUGUUGGUUAUAGCUGCAACCGUUACAUAUGUACUGGCCUUUAUGUGUUACACCUGCGUUGGCUGUGGGGAUCCGUUUGACGAAAGCCAAGCCAAACAACAAUCCUGUCACGGAACUUGUAUGAAGUUAAUUGCAAACGAUACUGUACAGAGACAUUGUAUGGGAAUGCCAUUUGACGAAAAGUGUAGCAAGGUAGAAGGCACAGAAACCUGCUUCUGCUCCACGGAUUUAUGUAACGGAUCCGACAAAAGAAACAUUUCACUAAUUAGUGUGAUAAUGUCUUUCAUCGCAUUAGUUUUGUUGAAGUAAUGAACGAUGAUACAAAGUGCAUUCCCCACAAAAAUACAACGAUAAAGGGACAUAUUACUUUUAUAUAAUCUAUAAAUAGCUUUGAAAUGCCCCUGAUAGGCUUACAAGUAAGUUUUUGUAAAAAAUAACAGGUCAAUAUAAAAGUAUAUUCACAACAGUUUUUCUUCUUCUUAAAAUAGAUUUUCUGGAAAGCCCACAAAAGACGCGUGCUAUGACGUGACGUCAAGCUAAGUUUGUUUCUAUUAUUCUGAAAAAAAAAAAACAACAACAAAAACAAACAAACAACAACAACAACAACAACAAACGUCGGGCAACUUGCAAAAAAAAAAAAUAUCAACCUAGUCUAUUUUAGGUACAUUGUACCGUCUUUACAUCUUUAAAAGACUUUAAGAAUUUAGCGUGCCAAUGCGCAUUUAAAUACAUACAGGGCCAAAUUAUUAAAUAAGUUGACAAGCUGAAAAAA